CAGCAGUUGGUCUGAACUAUCUUGUGCUCCUAGAUCAGUCGACUCUUGGCAUAGCAACUAGUUCCAUCUCGUAGUCGACUCAGUUCUGUGUUAUUAUUAUUAUUGUUUGAAGCGCUGUUAUUUUGAACAAAACUACUGGAGUUGAAACAUAUUGUUACGAGACAUUUCUUAUGAUAUCCAGUUUUGGAACUUCAUACAAAACUAUUUUACUGAUAUGUGAUUGUUGAUUUUUAUCUAGAAAACGAAUUUUCUCAAUAUCCAUAUUGAUUUUUUUAAUCUGGAAAUUUGUAGUUUGGUUUCAACGACAUACAUACUACUAUAAAAAUGAUAAACAACUACCUGAAACUGAUAAUCUUCACGAUAUUGUUAUCAACUGGAAAUGGAGCAAACAUCCUUGGUAUUUUUCCCACGGCUUCUUUCAGUCAUCAGCAGCCUCUGCUUGCAAUCAGCAGAGCAUUGGCUGCAAAGGGUCACAAGUUGACUGUUAUUACAACUAAUCCAAGUAAAUCUCCAAUCAAAAACCACAGAGAUGUCGAUAUAAGUUUCAUGUACGAUAUAUUCAGGAACAUGAGUAAAAACAUUGAGAUGGAUUUUCAAACCAGGAUUAGUGCAAUACAAAUUGUGCAAAAUUUACCAAACUUCUUCGAAUAUUUGUUCAUAUCGACCAUGAGCUCUCCAGAGAUGCAGGCUUUCAUCAAGGAAAUAAACGGCACAACCUACGACUUAAUCCUAUUUGAAUCGCUCAACUACUCCGGCUAUUUAGGCUUCAGCGAGCUAGUCGGCAAUCCUCCAAUCAUCGGCAUCAUCACCACCCACCCAUCCUCUACAGGGGACGCCAUGACAGGCAACCCUUCCCUCCCAUCCUACAUCCCCUCUCUCAUUCUCCCCCACGAGCACAGAAUGUCGUUCACGGAGCGCAUGGCGAAUUUCCUUAUGCACUGCUACAUGGAGUACACAAGGAUCCGAUACUUGGAUCCGCUGAAUGAGAGGCUGUUAACGAGGUAUUUCGGGGCGGUGAAGCACACCGCCUAUGAGCUGGAGAGGAAUGUCAGUUUGGUGAUUGCUAGCGCGGAUUUGGCCACCGGUUACCCCAGGCCUGUCAAUCCUAAUACGGUUUUUGUGGGGCCGCUGCACAUACAGCAACAGAUUCCAACUUUGCCGCAGGAAAUACAGAAGUGGAUGGACGAGUCUGAGGAUGGAGUGGUCUAUUUCAGCCUGGGCAGUAACAUGAAGGGAACUUCGGUGCCGGCUGAGAAGAGGGCCGCAUUUAUUAAGGCUUUCUCGCAAUUUCCCACAUUCCGGGUGCUCUGGAAAUGGGAGAGCGACGAAAAACUUCCCGGGCAGCCCGACAAUGUGUUGACGAGAAAAUGGCUGCCGCAACAGUCUGUGUUAGCGCACCCAAAAACGCGUCUAUUCAUCAGCCAAUGUGGUCUACAAAGUUUGCAAGAAGCGACCACUUUUGGAGUGCCCAUGAUGGCCAUACCAAUGUUCGGAGACCAGGACUACAAUGCUAUGAAAGUGGCCGAAGCCAAGGCUGGCAUUGUCGUCGAGUUUGCCGAUAUUAAUUACCAAGUUGUCUAUGAGACCCUCAACAAGCUGCUCAAACAUUCAAGUUACAAGGAAAACAUGAUGCGGCUAUCAAAGAUAACGAAUGAUAAGCCGAUGCCAGCGCUAGAAACGGCGGUCUGGUGGGUGGAAUAUGUACUAAGACACAGUGGGGCACCCCACUUGACUCCAGUCUCCCUGGAACUCUACUGGUUUCAGUACUUGUGUUUAGAUGUCAUUGCAGCGCUCCUAUUAGCUGCAGCUUUACCUCUAGCCAUAGUCUAUUAUUUGUUAAAAUUUGUAAUUUCUAAAAUGUUUCACAAAAAAGUAAAAACUAAUUGAUCAUA
This is a messenger RNA of Nilaparvata lugens (brown planthopper), 1892 nucleotides long. RefSeq names its product UDP-glycosyltransferase UGT5. The record is from RefSeq and is a predicted model, not a curated record. Gene Ontology annotation, molecular function: UDP-glycosyltransferase activity. The transcript has 7 exons. The coding region runs from base 325 to 1887 and encodes 520 amino acids. Lineage: Eukaryota; Metazoa; Arthropoda; Insecta; Hemiptera; Delphacidae.